AUGGCACCGGCAUCCCGUCUGCUCGCGACUGGCCUCGCCGUCGCCCUGUAUGGCAUCGGCGCCCAGGCUGACGGCACCGGCCUCAUCGGCUGGGGCAAGACGCUCUACGACCCAACCUGCUCCUUCGCCUGCCGGAACGUCGUCAGGAAGCAGUCCCUCGCCUGCACGCCCGUCGACUCGACCGCGAACCACGGCACUGCCCACAACCCCGUCUCGACACCGCCCGGCUGCUUCGUCAAGGACCGCGUCUUCCUCCUCACCAUGGCCCUCUGCAUCGACACGUACUGCCCGCUGAGCGAGAACCCACCCAUGGCCAAGCUCGAGGACUACUGGGCGUCCCACCUGGGCACUGGAACGCUGGGCAAUUACAAAUAUGUUCCGGUCAUGACAUACCACGAGGCCCUGGCCGCCGCCCGGGAGGAAGAGGCCAUGGCCGCCCAACACACCAACACCACUUCCUCCUCCGGGUCCGGGUCCGGGUCCGGCCAAGAGCACAGCACCCACGGAAGAGGGCUGCCCGCUGCACGACUCACAGCCCGUCACGAUCACGGCACCGCCAUGGACUCCGGGGGCAUGGCCGUUUUCAACGUGUCCAGCCCGCUGCCCAAGGCGGCCGGCGGCUCCAAGCCGCUCAACACCACCAGCUUCGUCGGCCCGACCGAAUGGCAGCUGCAGUGGAACUACAUGCACGACUUCGAGGUGAACGAGGCCGGCCACUCGACCGUGACCAUCGUCAUCGCCAUCGUCGCCGUGUUCCUCCCCGUCGCCCUCUCGCUGCUCCGCUUCGUCCCGGGCUUCACAACGACCUACGCCUGGACGUACUGGCAGACCCUGCUGAUCCACCCGGCCGUGUUCGGCCGGCGUCACCGCGAGCCCGUCGCCGGCGUCGGCAACGUCCCGACGCGCGGCCAGGCCCUGUACAUCCUCGUCAUCAGCUUCCUCAACAUCAUCCUGUGGCUCGGCCCGUACACCGUCCACCAGCCGCAGGCCAGCUUCACCUCGCUCAAGAUGCAGAGCAUCAGCAUCAUCGGCAACCGCGCCGGCGUCAUGGCCAUGGGCAACACCGUCGCCCUGUUCCUCUUCGCCGCCCGCAACAGCGUCCUGCUCCACGUCACGGACUGGAGCUACAGCACCUACCUGCUCCUCCACCGCUGGCUGGCCUACUGGGCCGUCUUCCACACCGUCGUCCACUCCUUCAUGCUGCUGGCCAACUACAUCCUCAAGGGCUCCUACGAGGCCGAGCUGGCCCGCGAGUACUGGGUCUGGGGCAUCGUCGGCACCGUCGCCGUCAGCGCCAUCCCCCUCUUCUCGCUGCUGUGGGUGCGCCGGCGCUUCUACGAGUUCUUCCUCGCCUCGCACAUCGUCCUGUCGCUGCUCUUCAUCGUCGGCUACUACUACCACAUCUGGUACGUCUACGGCUACAACUGGGGCUACGAGAUCUGGAUCUUCGUCGCCGGCGGCAUCUGGGGCGCCGACCGCCUCUUCCGCCUCGUCCGCACCUUCUGGCAGGGCCUCCAAUGGGCCACCAUCACCGCGGUCGACGACGUCGAUGGCGAGUACAUCCGCAUCGAGGUCGACGGCAAGCGCCUCGACAGCGGCGUGGUCUAUCUCGGCUUCCCGACCCUCACCUGGCGCUUCUGGGAGACCCAUCCCUUCUCCGUGGCCUAUGCCGAACCGGCGGCGGCGGCGGCGGUGGGCGGCAUCAGCACCAGGCCCGGGGCUCACCAGCCAGGAGAAGAAGCCCUUUCUUCGACCAACCCGGACAAGACAACAACAUCAACAACAAACAACACAACGCCCUCGGCCGCCGAAGCGGACCCCGAAAAGUCCACGAGCGUGUUCCAGAGAUCAGGCGGCAGCAGCAGCAGCAGCAGCAGCAGCGCCGCACCAAGGGACUCCGACGCCACAGUCUUCUACUCCCGCACCCGCGGCGGUAUCACCGGCGUCCUCGCCGCCAAGGCAUCCCCUUCUGCCCGGGUCCGCGUCCUCCUCGAGGGCCCCUACCACCACUCGGGCCACGUCUCCCCCCAACUCGCCCACUGCACCGACAUGCUCUGCAUCGCCGGCGGCGUGGGCAUCACCGCCUGCCUCCCGUUCGUGCGUCACGGCCCGCCGGCGGCGGCGGCGGCGGGGGGGGGGAGCACCAAGCUCUUCUGGUCCAGCCGGCACCAGGGCCUCGUCACGGCUCUCGCGCCCGCCAUCGACGGCCUCCCGGGUAGCGUGCAGGUCGAGACCGUCGUGGGAGAGAGGCUGAAGCUGGAGGCGAUCAUCACCAGGGAGAUGGUUGCGGGGCCGGGCCCGUUGGCCAUCGUCGUCUGCGGGCCGCCGGGCAUGGCGGAUGAAGUGCGCAGCAAGGUUGUCGAGGCGGCGCGGGCGGAUGUGAGAAGCAGGCCGUACGUCCUGGUGGACGAGGCGUUUUCGUGGUAG
This is a messenger RNA of Colletotrichum higginsianum IMI 349063, 2427 nucleotides long. RefSeq names its product Ferric-chelate reductase. The record is from RefSeq and is a predicted model, not a curated record. Gene Ontology annotation, cellular component: plasma membrane. Gene Ontology annotation, biological process: intracellular iron ion homeostasis; copper ion import; iron ion transport. The transcript has a single exon. Lineage: Eukaryota; Fungi; Ascomycota; Sordariomycetes; Glomerellales; Glomerellaceae. Gene Ontology annotation, molecular function: ferric-chelate reductase activity. The coding region runs from base 1 to 2427 and encodes 808 amino acids.